AUGAAUUACUUAAACCAGAACAAUAAAACAGGUAUAGAUAAUCGUGAUAAAGAUGAAAUACUCAAUAAAAUAAGUGUAGUCAAUUCUAACGAAAGCAGAAAAUGGAUGACUAAGGAGGCAAAUUGGAAUGAGUAUAGAUUAUAUAUCGAAGAGACUUUAGAGACAUCAUACAUUCCAAAUGAUUCUGAAGAUAUGUAUAAUUUUAUUCAAGAAACAAUAAAUAAUGCAGCCACUAUCAAACAGUAUAAAUUACCAAGAUCGGAUACAUUCAAACCGGCUUUAUGGUGGGAUAACGAAUGCGAAAUUCAACAAGUGAGUGACAAUUUCUGCGAGACAAUUUUGAAGAUCCACACGCCUGACUUUGUACCUGGUCCCGUACAAUACUCCCAAGUCCAAGCAGAAGAAGCAAGUGAUGACUACGCAAUUCAUGAAAUCGAAGGACGCAUUGAUUAUGAGGAGCUAGAACUGGCUCUAAAAGACAAAAGAAAUAGCUCUCCAGGAUUUGAUAACAUCACAUACAUUAUGAUUAAAGAAUGCCCCAAAGCAUUUAAACGUAUAAUAGUUGAAAUGUUCAACUUUAUAUUAAAUUCAAGUUGGAUCCCGGAAGAUUGGAAAAUUGCGGUGCUAGUGCUAAUACUAAAACCGCAAAAAGAUCCAAGUGAUCAUAAAUCCUAUCGACCAAUAAUGCUUCUUCCUUGUCUCACGAAAAUCUUUGAAAACAUUUUAAAAAAAAGAUUAGAAUGGUACAUAGAGAGAAAGGGUAUAUUAAAUAAAUAUCAAUUCGGAUUUAGGAGAGGAAAAGGUACAAUCGACUUGUUAAGCGAGCUAAUUGUAGAUCUUUAUAGUGCAUUGUCAGAUAAUAAAGAAGUGCUACUAGUUACGGCCGAUAUUGAAAAGGCAUAUGAUCAUGUUGAUCAUAAUAUUCUCAAAAAGAAGCUACAUAAUUAUAAGAUCCCAGACAAUAUUAUUAUUAUUAUAAUGUCACUACUAUCCAAUAGGAAAAUUUACGUGAGAAAUAAGAACCGUCUAAUAGGGCCAAGGACAUCAUAUACUCUCCUAUUUAACAUCUAUAUGGCAGACUUUAUAUCGUCAGAAGGGACAAGAGUCAAAAAGCUACAAUAUGCGGACGAUCUGAUUAUGUACACAGUUUCUCACUCAGUAGAGCAUUGUAGAACAGAAAUAGCUAAUGCCAUAUCAAAAGAUUUGGAAUGGAUGCGGAAUAAUAGACUUGCUUUGGAACCGAGGAAGACCAAAAGCAUAUUUUUUACCAGGCAUAGACGUCCCAAAAAUAUGCAUGAAAUAGAUAUUGACACAAUAAGAAUCGAAUUAUUAGAAAACAUUAAAAUCCUGGGUGUGACUUUUGAUAAAAAAUUAAAUUUCAAUAAGCACAUAAGCGAGAUAUUAUUCAAAUGCGAGAAAGGCAUUAAUUUACUCAAAAGAGUAUGUAACACCAGCUGGGGUACACACCCGAAUGCAUGUAUUUCUUUAUACAAAGCUAUCAUUAGACCCCAUUUCGACUAUGGCUGUCAAAUUUAUGGAGGAUUGUCUGCAGGCUUAUAUAAAAAGUUGAGUAGAGCGCAAUUCGCAGCCAUAAGAACAUGUCUGGGAUCUUUAAAAUCAACCCCCACUAACUCUUUAUUAGCUGAAGCCGGGGAAGCUCCCUUAGAUAUAAGAAAACAAGUACUAACGAAUAGAUUCUUGAUCAAAAAAUUCAAUUUUGAUCAUUCAUGGAUUCAAGAUCAGUUAGAGGCACUGGCAGUUCGGCAUUUCAAUAAUAGGUACUGGUUUAAUAAACCGAUCCCUCCGCUAGUUGCUGGUUUCCAUUCAUUAAAGUCUUUAGAAGAUAACAUCAUAAUAAGCAACAGAUUGGCGUACUACACAGUGACUUGGAAAGCAACAAUUCCCAAAAAAUAUAUACACCUAUCAGACGAAUUAGUCAUUGGAAAGAAUAUGGAUAAGAAAAUAAUCAAUCUGGAAUUGCACGCCUUAUUGAACACUAGAUGGGAAAAGUAUAUACAAAUCUAUACGGACGGCUCAAAAACUGAUGACGGCGUUGGCUGUGCUGUAUACAUACCAAGCCAGGAUUUACAGCUUCAAAUUAAACUCCCAGAUUGGGCAUCAAUAUUUACUGCAGAAUUGACGGCUAUCAACAGUGCGCUAGACCUAAUUAAGGAACAUAAAUUAAAGAAGGCAAUAAUUCUGUCUGAUAGCAUGUCCUCACUGCAUGCCUUAAAUAUGCCGAAAGAUUAUGGCAAUCCUUUAAUAUUCGACUGUUUACAAAAAAUAGAAAAGCUAAACAACAAUAACUACAGGAUCGAAUUAGUAUGGAUAAGAGGCCAUCACAAUAUCACCGGGAACGAGAUCGCGGAUAGCCUGGCCAGAGAGGCACAAAACUCAGCCACUUUAAUUAAAAAAGCUCCUGCCGUGGAUCUGAAACGAAAGAUCACAAAAAUGGGGAUGUUGCAUUGGCAAAAAAUAUUUGAUCUCGAAUCAGCGUCAAAAGGAAUAUUAUUCCGACCGUGUAAACCGAUAGUGUCCAGAAACACAUGGUUUGAAAAAUUGAACUGGAACAGAAGAGAGAUAUCUACAAUAUGCAGAUUAAGAUUGGCGCACACGAAGAAUAACGUUCAUCUAUUUAGGAUUGGAAUAAAACAAGACCCGUUCUGUUCGUGCAGCACUGUACUGGACACAAUAGAUCACUUACUGUGGAGUUGUCCAUUGUAUGAAAGGCAACGAAUAAUUCUGUUUAAAAAGCUUCAACAGCGGAAUGUGUCAUUUCCUAUAAAUGCUAGGUUCAUCAUUAGUAGUAAUAACAUUGAUUUGUACAGAAUACUGAUAGACUUUGUAAAUGAAUCCAAUAUAAGGUUAUAG
Molecule: messenger RNA, 2871 nt
Organism: Ctenocephalides felis (cat flea)
Lineage: Eukaryota; Metazoa; Arthropoda; Insecta; Siphonaptera; Pulicidae
Exons: 3
Coding region: 1-2871 (956 amino acids)
Molecular function (GO): nucleic acid binding; RNA-DNA hybrid ribonuclease activity
Source: RefSeq, a predicted model, not a curated record